Effrenium voratum is the source of this 719-nucleotide messenger RNA. NCBI's taxonomy places the organism in Eukaryota, Dinophyceae, Suessiales, Symbiodiniaceae. The record is from the annotation of a GenBank genome assembly.
AGCUCAAGCAGCGCCGCCUCACAGAACGCAGUACAGCACCUCGCUCUUUGGUUCCCAAUGGCCGCCAACCAGGUGAUUGAGGAUGAGAUCGCUUGGAAGAGCAAGAAGAGGUUCUACAAGCAAACUCGCCUUUGCAGCUUUCAUCAGGCGGGGGCUUGCAAGCGGGGUUCGGCCUGCAACUUUGCCCACAGCGACACCGACCUCAAGGAAAUGCCCGACUUCUCAAAGACACGUAUCUGCAAGUCCUUUGCGAUUGGUUGCUGUGAGUUGGGAGACGCUUGCAGCUUCGCUCAUGGUCAGCACGAACUGGUGCAGGCUAAGAAGCUCAACCGGAAGGCCAAGGAGGAGGCCAAGAAGAUGAUGGCACCGCCCCAAGUUGCACGGAAGGGAACGCCUUGCUCUUACUCCGACGAAGAGGAAGCGACGCUUUCCACUCGCUGCCACUCGGAGGGCUCCCGCUCCAGUGAGGGACUCUUCGAGGCGCAUUUCUUUGAGGGUAUCCCGGAUCUGUGGCAGCGCAGCCGCUACGAUGCCACCGGCUGUUUGGUCAUCAGCGUGUAGGUGAUGUUUGCAUCGGCUGGUGCCUGGCUGACUGCUAUGAGGCCAGUCUGGCAUUUAAUGAAUCUGCCGAGGCGCUUCUUGGGAAUUACAGUGACCGCUCACGUCGCUGGAACCACUGGCAAGCACUCCAGUCGUGGUUCCAACAAAGAUGAAGAACU